AUGCUAAGAACCGUUGUACAUUUUCUUCGAACCUUCCCCCGUAUGCCUAAAUUUUUAGGUCCUACGUUUCUUCAGGGAUUUUGUAUAAACCAGCGUCUUUACUCAGAUGACCCCAAGAAGAAUUUUACUUCUAUAACAUCCAAUGAUGAAAAUGAAGACUCGGUUAUUGAAAUAUAUGACGUUCCCGUUGAUCAGCAAUUUGACGAAGAUCCCGAGUUUGACUACUUUAAUCAAUCUCUGGAUUAUUAUAACUAUCCAUUCAUAUGUCCUGGAAGAGCAUCAAAUGGCGUAUUUGACCUUUCUGAAAUUGUUCAAUUUCUUCGGUCUGAAAUGUUCAUCGAUAUCGUUGCCAUUCGUUUGCCCGAUGUUGCUUGUUGCGGAGACUACAUGGUUAUCGCGUCGGCAAAUUCAAUUAAACAUAUGACCCAGUCUUCAAGAAUCUUACAGAAAUUGUUUAAAAUGAAACGAUCUCCAUCGGACUCUAUACCAAAUUUUGAGGGACUUGAUAGAAAAUCUGACUGGAUAGCCGUCGAUUUAGGUAAUAUAAUUUUGCACAUGUUUGCCACGAAGGAAUGUCGAAAUCGGUAUGAUCUCGAAUCCCUGUGGGGAAUUGGUGCUGAAUUUGAUCUUAAGGCUCAAGGUCUGGAUGAAGUAGAGAAGCAGUCAGAGCAAUCAGCUCCUCUAGGUCUUACUCAAGCUGAUUGGGAAAGGAUUUUGGCUGAAGUCGCCGCGGAUGAAGCAAAGCAUUCAUAG
Messenger RNA from Rodentolepis nana, 753 nucleotides. The record is from the annotation of a GenBank genome assembly. Lineage: Eukaryota; Metazoa; Platyhelminthes; Cestoda; Cyclophyllidea; Hymenolepididae.